This is a messenger RNA of Ophidiomyces ophidiicola, 2955 nucleotides long. RefSeq lists its product as uncharacterized. The record is from RefSeq and is a predicted model, not a curated record. Lineage: Eukaryota; Fungi; Ascomycota; Eurotiomycetes; Onygenales; Onygenaceae. The coding region runs from base 1 to 2955 and encodes 984 amino acids. The transcript has a single exon.
AUGCUCAUUUGGCUGCGACAAGGCGGUAGAAUCCUUCUGAGCCACGAGCUACACUUCCCUAUUCAGAGAUAUCCGACAGCCCUCCAUGUCAGCAAAUUCGGUACAACGAUUUACCCGCAUCAGUCUUACGAUGGCCAUCAGAUCAAUCGUCCCCCUGAUUCUAGGGGCAAACGACUCCGCUGCCCUGUGCCGAGUACGGAGUGCUCCGAUAUUUCGAAAUGGAUUCCUUACUUAGACCGAUAUCUCCCGCCACAACUACGCGCAAGCUCUAUAGCUUUACCGGAGGUUGAAUCUCAAUCAGAGGCCCAGCAAUGUCAAGCUAUAUUGCAACUACUGUUCCAGGCUAGGACACUCAUGAAUUUCGAUCUCCUGACGUAUAUUGGAUUUAAGCAAAAAAGAUGGCAGGCCCUUACGGUGAUUGUGGAUAAGUUGCUGCACAGCGCGGAAAAUUUACGAUCACACGAUUCCCAGAGACCCACUCUUCCCUCAAACAUAGAUUGGAAAAAGAUGGGUAGCUCAUUCAAUGACAUUACAGCGGACAAGUUCUCCCUUCCCCCCACCGUCCCCAUGACAAGUGAUACGAAUUUCAAUUCGCUAGUACUUUACGACUACUAUUCUGAAGAGCCGAUGUUGGACUCUCGAAUGGGAGAACAGAGCCUUCGCGUUGGAACCAUGGAAGAAUUGUGGCAAUCCCUGGGGUAUUUUAUUCUCGAAGUUGCGGAUAUGUCAACAGAAGAGUCCACAAUAGUGAUGCGCCACUUUUACUAUAUUGUUGCACGUUUGCAUAAUCUCGGCUAUAUCCCAGAAAACGUGUAUAAGGAUGUGCCGAAAAGUAACUUUGAGCCACCACUACGCCCACCGAUAAUGCAUCUCUUAUCAACACGAAUUAUAAGCAUACUGACUGAUACAAUAUUGGAAGCGAAUGUCAAAGAGACACCUGCUAGUAACGGCCAUCUAUCCGCUAUGGAUCUGCUAAAGUCUUCGGAAAGACUGCUUGGAUUUGGUGUCUGGCUUGAACUUGUUCUUUGGUGUUGUGUUGAAGGCGGUUUUGCGCGAGGUGCUUCUUGGAUUCUGCGUAACAUGCGGAGACGCUCGAACCAAUGGAAAGUGGCGAGUUUCACCCGUAUUAUCAAGAAAAGUGGACCAAUAGAUCACAGGAAAAUAGAUUCCCACGAUACUUGGGAAAACUGCGGCCAGCUUUCGAUGGCAUCGCCAUCGAAAAGAACUGACAACACAUUCUUGGGAAUGGGGGAGAGAACCAUCACACAAGAAGUAGUUGUAGCAGUUAUGGAGGGACUUACCAAUACUGUUCGAUCUGGUGUCGGCCUCAGAGGGGAUUCUGUUGCCCAAAUUUGGGGCUCAGUCGGUUUGCUUCGGGGGCUUUUAAACUCCAAUUCGCUAUACGUUCACCCAAGGUUCUUCAACUACUUGAUUUUUCGAAUUCUUGAAGCUGGGGGAAUUGUCGUCGAUGUGAAACCUCAAGCGCUUGAGGCACUCUUAAAUAUUUCUCCUUCGAUUUCUACCGCCAAUGAACUCGAUAAAUUUUCCGAGGAACUUGUCAAGCUAUGGCAGAACGGCUAUGAGCCUAAUGAUUCCGCAAUGAUGCUGGGUUUAUACCACUAUAUCCUGGAUUUGUACACUUCAACAUGCCACAUAUCAGGCGCAAUUGAAGUAUUGGAGCGCCUUAUUGGAACAGUGGAUAGCACAAAAGUGCACUUGAUUCGAGAGUUGAUUAUGGAUUCCAAAUACCUUAAUAGGGCACAGAAUGUUCUUAAAACUAGCGGGAAAUGCGCUCCGGUCGAUCAGUCGAGUGCACUCCGCCCUCUUGCCAGUCUUCAGCUUUCGCCAUCCUCGCUAUACCUGCUUCUCAACAGCUUGACGGACGCCAAGGUUUUUAGCAUUGCGUCUUGGAUUCUCAAUCCCCAUGAAUCUGCUGGACCGAUAAUUCCAAAAAAUAUACAAGAAAAUGAAAUUUUGUCUCCUGCGGUUAUUCGGUUCGCAGCAGCUAUUAACGAUCCCGCUCUCGUUGCCGAUCUUUUAGACUCUAUUCCCCGACCAUUGUCGAAAUCAACUUUGCAUGCUAUGCUUGACUAUACGAUAGCAAUGUUUCAUUGGAAAGACUCACUUGAAUUACUCUUAUACCUUCGCGACGUCAGGCAUAUACAAUGGGAACCGAGAAACAUCGCAUCUCUGGCCGCUGCUGUUAUAAAAUUAGAGCAGCCAUAUGGAAAAUUAACCCAAUUUUCAUCGCCUGAGGACCAAGCGCACGCUCUAUCUCAAGGCAAAAAAAUCCUAACGUACGUCCUUGAAGGAAAGUUUAAUAUCCCUCCGGAUUUUUCGAAAAGCCAUGAUAUCAUUAGUCAACGAACGCUAUUUCAACUUCAUCGAAUUUUUGAGUCGAUACAAUCGCCCUCGCUUGCUGAAGUUUGUAAGAAUUGUAAGUUGGAGUGGAAUAGCAAGGUAAAGCAACAUCACUACAUACCCGCUGAGACAUUUUCCGCUGUUUUAGCUGCGGUGGUCCAAGUCUACGGCAGUUCUUCAGGGCAACGAUUAUACCUGAAGUGGUGUGCAUCUCCAACUACAGCUCGAGCUAGUCGUAUCGACUCAGGAGGGAAUGACAUACUUGCAUCCCAACUGAGUCUAGGAUUGGAAAAAUUAGAACGCUGGCAACAUGUUAAGGACGACAAAUUAGUCAUGCCAGACCUCAACGUCGUUCGUACCAUUGCAUUGAGCGCACUUGAAGAACAGAAUGAUUUGACGAGGGGGCAUGAGAUGCUAUCGAAUGAGAUUACAGCUGAAAGCGUAAAUUCUGUACUGGACUGGUGCAUGCGAAUAUUUUUCGACCUUGGUUUAAGAGAUAGGGAUAUCGAUAAAGAAUUGGACGGUCAUUUGACGCGGUCAACGGCUAAAUGGCGACAACAAUGGGAUAAACUAGUCGCUGAGAACGCUGCAUAA